This is a messenger RNA of Lecanosticta acicola, 943 nucleotides long. The record is from the annotation of a GenBank genome assembly. Lineage: Eukaryota; Fungi; Ascomycota; Dothideomycetes; Mycosphaerellales; Mycosphaerellaceae.
AUGGCGAAGCUGCUGAAGAAGCCGUUGAAGCUGGCAUUGAUCCAACUGGCGACUGGGCCGGACAAAGCUGCCAAUCUUGCUCGCGCACGAUCGAAAGUGCUAGAGGCAGCCGGCAAUGGCGCCAAUCUGGUCGGUAAGGGAACGUGUUCGCAGAUCGUAUCUCGGUGGCUGAUCUAUCAAAGUGUUACCUGAAUGCUUCAACAGCCCGUACGGCACGAAAUACUUCGCCAAAUACGCCGAGACGCUACUGCCUUCCCCGCCGACGAAAGAGCAAUCGCCCUCCUUCCAUGCCUUGUCCGAGCUUGCCAAAGAAGCAAAGGCGUAUCUUGUAGGAGGGAGCAUACCAGAAUACGGAGAGGAGACGAAGAAGCACUACAAUACAUCUCUCACCUUCGACCCCAAUGGCAAGCUCAUUGGUACACACCGAAAGGUGCAUCUGUUCGAUAUCGAUAUCCCGGGCAAGAUAUCCUUCCACGAGAGCGAAGUGCUCUCGCCUGGGAACAAGGUUACCAUCAUUGACUUGCCUGAAUACGGCAAGAUCGCGGUCGCUAUAUGCUACGACAUUCGCUUCCCUGAAUUGGCCAUGAUUCCGGCCCGAAAGGACUGUUUCCUGCUGCUUUAUCCGGGUGCGUUCAAUCUCACGACAGGAGCGAUGCAUUGGGCUUUGCAAGGUCAGGCGAGAGCGAUGGACAAUCAGAUCUACGUUGGCCUUUGCAGUCCAGCUCGAGAUAUGCAAGCCGACUAUAAUGCGUGGGGUCAUUCCAUGGUCGUGAAUCCCAACGCGUCUAUUCAGUCUGAGACUGAUGAACACGAGAGCGUCGUAUAUGCCGACCUUGAUGGAGACACGAUCGCCGAGUCAAGAAAGGGCAUUCCGAUAUAUACUCAGCGCAGAUUUGACGUCUAUCCGGAUGUUAGCGCUGGUAAAGUCCGAUAUGAGGAAUGA